AUGUCUUGGUCAGUGUUUGUCAGGUUCAACUCCAGCCAUGGUUUCCCACUGGAGGUCGAUUCCGACACCAGCAUCUUCCAGCUCAAGGAGGUGGUUGCUAAGCGACAGGGGGUUCCAGCUGACCAGUUGCGUGUGAUUUUCGCAGGGAAGGAGCUUCGGAAUGACUUGACAGUGCAGAGCUGUGACCUGGAUCAGCAGAGCAUCGUUCAUGUCGUGCUGAGACCCUGGCGCAAAGGCCAAGAAAGGGAAACCACUGGACAGGACGGCCCAGGAACCGCCUUGGAGGGCUCGGAGAAAGAGCCUGAGAGCUUGACGCGCGUGGACCUCAGCAGCUCCAUCCUCCCGGCCCGCUCUGUGGGUCUGGCUGUGAUCCUGAACAGCGACUAUGCGGGGACCCUGCCAACUGGAAGGCCAGCAGGUCAAGGAACCUACAGCAGCUUUUAUGUUUAUUGCAAAGGCCCCUGUCAAAGAGUACAGCCAGGAAAACUCCGGGUGCAGUGCAGCACCUGCCAGCAGACAACGCUCACCUUGGCCCAGGGUCCAUCUUGCUGGGACGAUGUCUUAAUCCCCAACCGGAUGACCGGUGAAUGCCAAUCUGCAAACUGCCCUGGGACUACAGCCGAAUUUUUCUUUAAAUGUGGAGCACACCCAACCUCCGACAAGGAAACGUCAGUAGCUUUGAACCUGAUUACGACAAACAGUCGAGACAUCACCUGCAUAACGUGUACCGACGUCAGGAGCCCUGUCCUGGUUUUUCAGUGCAACCACCGCCACGUGAUUUGCUUAGACUGUUUCUACUUAUACUGUGUGACAAGACUUAAUGACCGGCAGUUUAUCCAUGACCCUCAGCUUGGCUACUCUCUGCCUUGUGUGGCUGGCUGCCCCAACUCCUUGAUUAAAGAGCUCCAUCACUUCAGGAUUCUUGGAGAAGAGCAGUAUAACCGGUACCAGCAAUAUGGCGCUGAAGAGUGUGUGCUACAGAUGGGGGGUGUGCUGUGCCCCAGCCCUGGCUGUGGAGCGGGGCUGCUUCCCGAGCCAGGCGUGAGGAAGGUCACUUGUGAAGGGGGCAGCGGUCUGGGCUGUGGGUUCGUCUUCUGCCGGGACUGUAAGGAAGCGUACCAUGAAGGUGAAUGCGGCACCCUAUUUGAAGCCUCAGGAGCAGUUACUCAGGCUUACAGAGUUGAUGAGAAGGCCGCGGAGCAAGCUCGGUGGGAAGAGGCCUCCAAAGAAACAAUCAAGAAAACCACCAAGCCCUGUCCCCGUUGCCAUGUGCCUGUUGAAAAAAAUGGAGGAUGCAUGCACAUGAAGUGCCCACAGCCGCAGUGCGGGCUGGAGUGGUGCUGGACCUGCAGCUGUGAGUGGAACCGCGCCUGCAUGGGAGACCACUGGUUCGACGUGUAGCCUCAGCCCCGCGAGCGGGCGCCCCCU
This is a messenger RNA of Odobenus rosmarus divergens (Pacific walrus), 1428 nucleotides long. It is a transcript of the gene PRKN, whose product is annotated as parkinson protein 2, E3 ubiquitin protein ligase (parkin). Gene Ontology annotation, cellular component: ubiquitin ligase complex; cytosol; Golgi apparatus. Gene Ontology annotation, molecular function: ubiquitin conjugating enzyme binding; zinc ion binding; ubiquitin protein ligase activity. Gene Ontology annotation, biological process: protein polyubiquitination; positive regulation of proteasomal ubiquitin-dependent protein catabolic process; autophagy of mitochondrion. NCBI's taxonomy places the organism in Eukaryota, Metazoa, Chordata, Mammalia, Carnivora, Odobenidae. Bases 1 to 1401 code for a protein of 466 amino acids. The transcript is spliced from 11 exons. The record is from RefSeq and is a predicted model, not a curated record.